Messenger RNA from Triplophysa dalaica, 2917 nucleotides. It is a transcript of the gene taf5l, whose product is annotated as TAF5-like RNA polymerase II, p300/CBP-associated factor (PCAF)-associated factor. Gene Ontology annotation, molecular function: transcription coactivator activity; protein binding. Gene Ontology annotation, cellular component: histone acetyltransferase complex; nuclear protein-containing complex. Gene Ontology annotation, biological process: regulation of DNA-templated transcription. NCBI's taxonomy places the organism in Eukaryota, Metazoa, Chordata, Actinopteri, Cypriniformes, Nemacheilidae. The record is from RefSeq and is a predicted model, not a curated record.
AAUGCACACAUAAGCUGGUUUGCCAACCGCCAGUAAACUCACGAAGAAGAAGAAGAAGAUGCGACUGGUGGAGGGAGACGGGUAAAAUCGCGCUGUAGUGCAGCAGGUCUUCUGUGCAUAUCUUCUUCCAUGUUAUAAAGAGCGACUUCCUGUCGGCCUGUCACAUAAGGAUUAUGAAAGAUGAAGCGGGGCCGGACAGAACAGAUCCAGAAUGUCGUGACCCAGUACCUGAAAAGGAGACAGUACAUAGACACAGACGGGUGUCUGAAGGGAGCCAAACUCUCCCAGUCUGCUGAAGAGAUGGCUGCUAGUCUGACUGUUCAGACAGAGACCAGUUGUGCAAACGUGGUGUCCGCAGCCCCCUGUCAAUCAGACCCCCAUCAAUACGAGUCCCAGUUCUCCAGACUGCGCUCCUUUCUGCAAGAUGCAGCGGCACCAUGGACGAAAGAGGUGAGUGGCGUAUUGUUUCCUCUCUUCCUCUACCUGCACUUGGACAUGGCACGCUGUGGUCUGAAGGGGUCGGUAGACUCGUUCUGGACGUUUCAUUCGUUCUUCCAACAAGACCCUGAGCAGAAAGCUAUCGUGGAUCUUCUGAAAGGAGUUGUUUCGCUGCAGGACGUGACCUCCAACCCCAAGCUGUGUUCUCUCCGGGAUCACAAGUAUGUGGUUCACAUGACCGAUCAAGCCUACAACUACCUGCUGCGAUACCUUCAAAGCGAUGACAACAGCGCCAUCUGCUGGGUGCUCAGCGCACACGUACAGGUGGAGGUAACGGCAGUACGACGAACGGACUACCAGCUGUACGGGACGGGGCUCGGAGUGGGAAACACGACCUCCUCCUCCACCGCAGUGGAUGGGACGGAGGGCACGGAGCCUGUAGAGGUCACAGCUGGGUUACCUCAGAACGAGGCGGCGUUGGAUGCGUUGCAGGAUUGCAUAAAGCAUGUGCGAGAGGGUCCGCCCUCGCUCACCACCGUUUGCUUUUACGCGUUCCAGCACACUGACCAGCUGCUCAACACUGCAGAGGUGUCGGCAGACAGCCGCCUUCUCGCCGCAGGGUUCGAUAACUCGUCAGUGAAGCUCUGGAGCUUACGGGCGCGUAAGCUGAAGGCGGGGCCUCACAAGGCAGAUGUGUCUAAGAUCAGACUCGCCUGCGACCUGCUGGAGGAAGAGGCAGAUGAUGAGGAGGCCUCAGGCAGCGAGAUUAAGACCCUGCGUGCUCACAGCGGCCCCGUGUACAGCACGGCGUUCCUGACGGACGGCUCCGGCCUCGUGUCCUGUUCGGAGGACUCCACCGUGCGCUUCUGGGAUCUCAACAGCUUCACCAACACAGUCCUCUACCGUGGGCACGCCUACUCCAUCUGGGACGUGGAUGUCAGUCCCUGCAGCCUGUACUUCGCCACGGCGUCUCAUGACCGCACCACCCGCCUCUGGAGCUUCGCACGCACGUACCCGCUCCGCCUCUACGCCGGGCACCUCUCCGACGUCGAUUGCGUGAAAUUCCACCCCAAUUCCAACUACAUUGCGACGGGUUCCACCGACAAAACCGUGCGCCUGUGGAGCACGCAGCAGGGGGCGUCCGUCAGGUUGUUCACGGGGCACCGGGGACCCGUGCUGUCGCUCGCCUUCUCCCCCGAUGGAAAGUAUUUAGCGUCUGCCGGUGAGGAUCAGAGACUGAAGCUAUGGGACCUCGCGUCCGGGACCCUGUUCAAAGACCUCCGGGGUCACACAGACAGCAUCAACAGCCUUUCCUUUAGUCCCGACAGUAGUCUGGUUGCAUCAGGGUCCAUGGAUAACUCUGUGCGGGUGUGGGACAUACGAAACACACAUGGCACCGCCCCGUCUGACGGCUCCAGCAGCGAGCUGAUUGGACAAUACACAGGGAACACUAGUAAUAUACUCAACGUGCAGUUCAUGGCAUGUAAUCUGCUGCUUGUGACGGGCACAGCGCUGGAGAAACAAGAGCAGUAGAGAGUGUGGGAAUCUGCUGAGAACAUGCCCAGGUUUCUACCUAAAAUCAAAAGAAAAAUGUGGAGAGAUUAUAUAGCUUUGAGAACAGUCAUGUGUUUAUUUUUUGAGACCAUUAAAAUGUGUUGUAAUUACCUUAUUUCUUGAGAUUUCAGCACAGUUUGUUCCUAAAUUGUCAAUGUGAUGAAGCAUAAUGCAAUGUUUAUUUUGAGUGUUUUUUUUGAGUUGUCAAACAAGUAAUCCCAUCCAGAAUGAAAGUUUGUGUUAAGAUAAUAUAUUUCUGUUCACUGUACAUAUUCAUUUUGAAUUCAUAAAAACACACAAAUACAUGUAUAUGUUAAAGAAAAAUAUAAAAACUAAACAUUUAUGUAUAAUUUAAAUUAUUGAUUAGUAUGAACAAAUACAUGUAAAUAUUUCCUAAAUAUACAUGCAGGUUUUUGUAUGUGUUUAUAAAUACAAAAUGAAUCGCCAUAUUAUGUGAACAUGUUAUCUGCGAUUAACCGUUUGACACCCCUAUAUUAUUUUGAUUUUUCAUUUUUAUUUUCCUUAAUCUUGGAUCUCAUUAAAUUACUGUAAUUUCAUCAUGAAAAUAACAAUGCAACACAUUUUAUUGGUCUUAUAAAAAUCAAGUUCAUAUCUUUUGAUUUUGGAUGAAAUAUAACCUGGAUGUGUUCCCGACAGGUUUAGUGAGCCUCCCGUGGUUGUGUCUUUUUUAAAUUUAUAACGUUUAUAAUGCUUUUGUUUCUUUCUACUGCUCAUGAUUUCAGAUAUCUGCAGCCUGCUGUUUUCAUAGAAAUGUAAAUAGUAGCAAUAUAUUUUUGUUAGUUCAAUUUCAUUAUGACAGUUCUGUUAUUUCAUCAUCGAUGCUUUAUUGUUCCUUUGAAGUACAAUCUAGACUUUAAUCUGAGUAAAACAUUAAAUCCUAGGCCAGGAAGCCAGGCUUAACAGA